GUAUUUGUGUGUGCUUUAUGUAUGCAUAAAAUACACAUCGGUGAUAUCACACACAUGCACUUAGCCAGUGUUACGCAAACUCAAGGUUGGGGCCCAAAAUGGUUUUUAUUGGGUCAACGAUUGACAAAAUAAAGCUAUUUUUCAGAGUUGACUUGUAGUAAUACAUUCAGCUAGUUGUGUAUUAUUUCUGUGAUGGCAUAUUUAAUGGAAUGUCUGGAGAGGCACACUUACAAAUUGGGUUUUGAGGUGAAAAAAUUUAAGGAAAUUUGUUUUUUAUGGCCACGCCAUUUCUGUUUGUUCUGCUAAAUCACACCAAAAUAUGUUGUUGUUGUUCAGAAAAAGAAUUGGCUUCGCUGGACUAUGUGAGAAAACUUGUUUUUGACUGGUAGAAUUGAGUCAACAUGCUUAAAUUUGUUUUGAUAACAAAUGACACAUUGAUUCUUUACGCACUCUCCCAUUCAUUUUAUAAGCAAAGCUUUCAAACAGUAAUUUUCCGUAUCUAUGAAUCAGUAUAUUGAACCAUUUUAAUCAGUCAUCUUCCUCUCUCUCUAUAUAUAUAUAUGUAUUUAAUAAGUUUUACAGUAUCUUAAGCAUUCAUCUCUUUGUCCGUAAUGUGCGAAAGAGCGGGACAGACUGAUAGACAGAUGAUCAUAGACAUGUCUCACUAAUAGAUAUGACUAAACAAUCUCAAUGCUGCCACUCUCUCUCCUUCAUCUUUGUUUUGAUUGCCCUUAAACUUUUCCGGAUCACUUUUCCACAGAAAGUGAAAAAUUGUCACGUUUUUGUGCAUGGGGUUCCUUUAUGAAGGAAAAACAGGCCGCUCCUUUUUGCUCUGCCUUUGCGUCUCAACUGCGCUGCCCGGUAAAACAUCUCGACUGUGCUCUGUACAUUACGUGCCACAGAAAAGAGUUAAUUAGAUUGAGGAAGACGGAAGCAAAGAACGUUGAGCUCAUAUAGUGAUAAACACGACUGGUGGAAACUGAAGUCAUCAGGAAAAGAAGUCCGUGAGGAAAAGAACAGGAGGAAAGAAGAGGAGUAUAUAUAAAAGCAUACGCUACGCUGCUUUUCAUCUCCUCAUCUCCACGGCAACCGUGUUUCGCACAGACUUCUGGGAGGAGACCUGGCUGAGCUGUCGCCUGCGUUGGAGCGAGUGAGAGGAGAAAAGUUGCGGAGAAGAAAAAAAGCACCAAUGAAACAACAUUCCUUCAUGAUGUUCCAUCUCUCUCAACCCACAUCUUUUACUCUAUUUUAAUUCACGUAUUGCUGCCAGUGGUCUACAAGUUCAAUUUCCUACCAGCUUUAUUUAGACAUUCCAAAGCUUAAAUUACUCAUAAUUCAUUUUAUCAAAACACUUCCUCCUCAAGAUCAAGACCCCUCCAAAUUCUUUUGCACAGCUCAGUGGUCGUUAGCAGGAGACCACUCUCACCCCCAGGCUUCCCGAGUGUGACUUCCUGUGCUCACCGACCCUUCAUCCGAGGCUAUGAGAGGAGGAGUCGAUUGUCAGCUCACUCCAUCAUGCCAGUUGUGAAAAGCAGAGAGGAGAUCCGGGCUGGCAAUGUUCAAGGGACGGCAUUUACACUCCUCCGCAAUGCUUGUCAGCCGCCUCCCCCAAUCUCCCUCCAGUCUUCAGAACAUUCACCUUCUAUCCUCCUCCCGCCUCCAUCGCCCCCCUGCUUCAGCCCUAAAACAGACACUGUGUCACAAGAUCGCCCGGCCACGGCUGCUCCUGCUCUUCCUCAUCUUCUUACUGCUCCUACAGACCACCUGCGGGGCUCGGGGCAGAGGUGGAAGUCAAGGUUCUGGACCAGGAGGCACCCUAGGAGGACAAGGUGGACCGAGAGGAGGCGGCACCCAACGUGGCGGUGUUAUCACUCCUCAGUACUCUCCUGGGCCACAAGCGCUUCCUCCAAUCAGCCCCAAACUCAUCAGCUCCCUCAGCAUCGCUGUCAUCUUAGUAGGGAACUCUAGUGAAGUAGCCUUGGGGGCGGGACUUGAGAAAGAGGACUUCCUGCACAUUCCCUACCCCCCAAAGGUGGAGGUGGUGACCAUGAACGAGACCGACCCAAAGAGCAUCAUCAAUCGGAUCUGUACACAGAUGUCAAGGAACUCUCUGCAAGGUGUCGUUUUUGGCGACGACACAGACCAGGAGGCCAUCGCUCAGAUUCUGGACUUUAUCUCGGCCCAGACUCACAUUCCCAUUCUGGGCAUCCGUGGAGGCUCCUCCAUGGUCAUGGCGGCCAAGGACGACAACUCCAUGUUCUUCCAGUUCGGCCCGUCGAUUGAGCAGCAGGCCUCGGUCAUGUUGAAUAUAAUGCAGGAGUAUGACUGGUACAUCUUCUCCAUCGUCACUACAUACUACCCGGGCUACCAGGACUUUGUCAAUAAGGUCCGCAGUACCAUCGACAAUAGUUUUGUGGGCUGGGAGCUGGAGGAAGUCCUCCUGCUGGACAUGUCAGUAGAUGACGGUGACUCCAAAAUCCAGAACCAGCUGAAGAAACUGCAGAGUCCGGUCAUCCUGCUGUACUGCACAAAAGAGGAGGCCAGCACUAUCUUCGAGGUGGCCCAUUCUGUGGGGCUCACUGGUUACGGCUUCACAUGGAUCGUGCCCUCGUUGGUGGCCGGAGAUGCAGACCAUGUACCCUCUGUUUUCCCUAUAGGGCUGAUCUCUGUGUCAUACGACGAGUGGGAUUAUAACAUUGAGGCAAGGGUGCGUGAUGCAGUUGCCGUAAUUGCCACGGCGACCUCCACCAUGAUCUUGGAUAGGGGGCCUCACACCCUAAUGAAAUCCAGCUGCUUCGGCACACCUGACAAGAAGAACACCAACACUGGCCACUCCAAGGAAAUACUCAGGUACAUCAUGAAUGUGACGUUUGAAGGGCGGAACCUGUCAUUCAGCGAGGAGGGCCACCAGAUUUUCCCCAAACUGGUCAUCAUCCUGCUCGACAAGGACCGACAGUGGGACAGGGUGGGCAAGUGGGAGAAGGGCUCUCUGUCCAUGAACUACCACGUGUGGCCUCGCUUCGCAUUAUACCCGCCUGCUGCAGAGCACGAGGACCACCUGUCCAUCGUCACACUGGAGGAGGCGCCAUUUGUCAUUGUGGAGGAUGUGGACCCGCUCAGCGGCACCUGCAUGAGGAACACCGUGCCUUGUCGUAAACAACUCAAAUCCAUCAACCAGACGGGCGAUUCGGGCAUCUACAUCAAGCGCUGCUGUAAAGGUUUUUGCAUCGACAUCCUGAAGAAGAUCGCCAAGGCGGUGAAGUUCACGUACGACCUCUACCUGGUUACUAAUGGUAAACAUGGCAAGAAGGUGAACGGGACGUGGAAUGGCAUGGUUGGAGAGGUCGUGCUUAAAAAUGCUCACAUGGCUGUGGGCUCUCUUACCAUCAACGAGGAGAGGUCUGAGGUCAUCGACUUCUCCGUGCCAUUCAUUGAAACGGGAAUCAGCGUCAUGGUUUCCCGUAGCAACGGGACCGUGUCACCCUCUGCCUUCUUAGAGCCCUUCAGUGCUGACGUAUGGGUGAUGAUGUUUGUGAUGCUGCUGAUCGUGUCUGCCGUCGCUGUGUUCGUGUUUGAAUACUUCAGCCCUGUGGGUUACAAUCGCUGCCUGGCAGACGGAAGAGAGCCCGGCGGACCCUCCUUCACUAUCGGAAAGGCCAUCUGGCUUCUUUGGGGUCUGGUGUUCAACAACUCAGUUCCGGUGCAGAAUCCCAAAGGCACCACUAGCAAGAUCAUGGUGUCAGUGUGGGCCUUUUUUGCUGUCAUCUUCCUGGCUUCCUACACUGCCAACCUGGCAGCCUUCAUGAUCCAGGAGGAGUAUGUGGACCAGGUGUCGGGCCUUUCAGACAAAAAGUUCCAGAAGCCUAACGAGUUCUCGCCGCCGUUCCGCUUUGGCACCGUGCCCAAUGGGAGCACGGAGCGCAACAUCCGCAACAAUUACCGGGACAUGCACACCUACAUGACCAGCUUCCACCAGAAGAAUGUGGACGAGGCCCUGUACAGUCUCAAGACCGGCAAACUGGAUGCCUUCAUCUACGACGCAGCUGUGCUUAACUAUAUGGCGGGAAGGGAUGAGGGUUGCAAGCUGGUCACGAUUGGCAGUGGUAAGGUGUUUGCCUCCACUGGUUAUGGCAUCGCAAUCCAGAAAGAUUCGGGCUGGAAACGAGCUGUGGACCUUGCCAUCCUCAUGCUGUUUGGAGACGGUGAGAUGGAGGAGUUUGAGGCUUUAUGGCUGACAGGUAUCUGCCAUAAUGAGAAGAACGAGGUUAUGAGCAGUCAGCUGGAUGUGGACAACAUGGCUGGGGUCUUCUACAUGCUUGGGGCUGCCAUGAUUCUGUCACUUAUCACCUUCAUCUGUGAACAUUUGUUCUACUGGCAGCUGCGCUUCUGCUUCAUGGGCGUGUGUUCCGGAAAGCCUGGGGUCACCUUCUCUAUUAGCAGGGGUAUCUAUAGCUGCAUACAUGGAGUGCAAAUUGAGGAAAACAAAUCAACCAUAGACUCUCCUUCAUCAAGCAUAAAGAAGAACAUGAACAACACCCACUCGAACAUCUUGCGGUUGCUCCGUACUGCCAAAGACAUGACUGCAGUGCCAGGCAUUAAUGGCUCGCCACACGCGGCCCUGGAAUACAACCACGGGGGUCGUGACUCGGCCAUCUAUGACAUUCAGGAGCACCGCCGCAGCCUUGUCGGGCACCCUUCAGACUGCAAGUCAGCACCACCCUACAUACAAGAGGACAACAUGUUCACUGAUUACAUUGGCGAGGUGGAGAGGACUUUUGGGAACUUGCCCCUGAAGGAUAACAACUUGUACCAGGAUCAUUAUCGGCACCAUCACCCAGUCCCUGCUUUGGGUAUGUCCGGACCCCCCCCUAAUAGGCCACGUAGCUUAGGCAGUGCAAGCUCAUUGGAAGGUGGCAUGUUCGAUUGCGAAAGUUUAGGGGGAGGAGUAGCACCCAUUUUCACCACUCAACCCCGCCCCUCCAUGACUCACAGGAAUACCAAUAAGUUUGACUUGAUUGCAGGUCACCCCUCCGCAGAUUCCAACAAAGUUGGGUUCAAGGCAAACAAUGUCUAUGGAAGGUUUUCAUUCAAAGGAGGCGCAUCCAGUACGGGGCUCAUUGGGGGUCAUGAGCGGUACUGUGGGGGAGGUGUGGGUGGGGGAGGCACAGGGGGUGAAGACGGAAAUAUUCGCUCUGAUGUGUCGGAUAUCUCCACUCAUACUGUAACCUACGGCAACCUGGAGGGCAACGCCAAGAGGCACAAACAGUACAGGGACAGCCUGAAAAAGAGGCCCGCCUCUGCCAAGUGCAGACGGGAGCAAGACGAGCUAGAGUUGAGCGGCUUCAGGAGGAGACCCCACCACCACACCGUCCAUCACCACUUCCCUCAUGGGCCCCUGGCACACCGCACCAUCUCACCUCCCCUGGAGCGGAAGCGAGGAGGGGGUAACACUUCACCUUACGUAUUCCGUAAAGACAAAGAGAACUUGAGGGAAUUUUAUGCAGGUCAGUUCCGCUCUCAGGAGAGCAAGUGGGAGCAAGAGGGUGGAAGUGGAGGAAGUGGUGUGGGCGUCGGUAGCGGUGGUGGUAUCUGUAAAAGCUUAGUUCCUGUGGAAGACUUUCUCAAAGGUAAAAUCAAGAAGCAGGAGUCAAAAGGCGGGCUUGGCUCAGUGUCGGCAGGUCAACAGGCCCACACAUGCUGGGAAAAAGGGGUUUCUGGACUAGGAGGUGGUGGCAUUGCAGGAGGUGAUUGGGAGUGUCGUAACUGCCACAGUGUAUGUCACCACAGUGGAGGGGUAGGAAGCUCGUGCCCAGCUACUGGAAUUGCCAGUAUUCGCCCUAGCUCUGCCAGCUGCAAACGCUGUGACUCGUGCAAGAUUCAGCCGAGCAACCUGUACAACAUCAGCGAAGAUAACAACACAGUGUUUGCUGCAGGGAAAAGUAACAUGGGAGCAGGCCAAACGCCAACUCAGAGUAGGAAGCUGGGGCCGGGUGGGCGGGUCUUACGAAGGCAGCAUUCUUAUGACACAUUCGUAGACCUGCAAAGGGAGGGUUCAGGUCGCAUCGGAGGGGGCGGCGGGGGAAUGGGGGGGCAAUUUGCCCAGCCCCGAAGUGUGAGCCUUAAAGACAAAGACCGUUACAUGGAGGGCCCCAGUCCUUAUGCUCAGAUGUUUGAGAGGUAUGCAGGCGAGAGAGACACUUCCAUGUUUGCGGGAACACUCGGAGACAGGGCUAAAACAGGCUCCUCCUUUAGUUUGUUUCGCGGCGGCGAAGGUGGGUUGCAUCGGCGGUCUGUGGGUGAGCGAGACCUUAGAGACAGGGACAGGGCUAUGAUGGGAGGCGGGAGCGGUAGUCAUGGCAGAGGCGCCGGGACUUACUCCUUGUCUAAAUCUCUCUACCCAGAUAAGGUGAACCAGAACCCCUUCAUCCCAACCUUCGGCGAUGACCAGUGUCUUUUACAUGGUGCCAAACCGUACUACAUCAAAAAGCCACAGACGCAGCAACAGCAGCAGCAGCAGCUACUCAACAACAGCCGAGGAGGAGGGGACUUCCGGGGCUCCAUGGGGGCGACUUCUUAUUUGCCUGCAUCAGCCACAGCUGGGGUGAUGUCCAAUGUAGCCCCCAGGUUCACAAAAGAUCUGUGUCUAGGCGGAGUGGGCGGUCCAAUGGGUAACCAUCUCACAGCCAACAAGCUAAUGCCCGGGGGACGGGAUACGUUAGGUUUGGGGCAAAGACCCUUCAAUGGUGCCAAUGGACAUGUCUAUGAAAAGCUCUCCAGCAUAGAGUCAGAUGUCUGAGGUAGAGAAGAGAGAGAAAGUGGGUCGAGACAAAUGAGGAAAACAGGAAAAACAUGGAGUGAAUUUUUUAAAAAAGUGCAAUGCAACGUCCUCUUUUUGAGAAGAGAAUCUAACAACGCAAGUGGGUUUUGUUCUAGUGCCACUCAACGCAACAAUCCAGACAGUGGCUGGUCAAAGCCAAACUGUGGUCGAGUCCCAUGGACAGCAAGUUUUCAAGGACAAAGAUUGUGGUGCUGGAAAGUAGGUAGGGAUAGACAGACGGAUGAAGAGGAUAUGCCCUGCGCUCUUUAUAAGAUCAUUGUUCCAAAACACCAUUUUUCUUUCACAACAGUAUUACAAUCAUGAAUGAGAAAUCAACACUGCUGAAAUAACAGGGUAUAUUAACAAUAAUUGUACCAAUAGUGUUAAUAUUGUUACUGCAUAUUACUUAAGUGUUUCAGGAUGGUUUUGUUUUUCAAUUUUAUUGAUUUAAGUAGUGUUUGUACGAUGUUGAUUGUUUCUUUGCUUACCAACUUUGCAGGAGACUUGUGGAACACUUUGAAUAUUUGGGGAGCUCCUGUAAUUUUGGAAUCUUCUUUGCAAUGAAUUAUUUCUUCAUAUUUGAUUGAUUUAUUAACUUAUUUAUUUACUUUUCAAAAGUUGAGUAUUGUGACGUGUAUGUGACAAAAAGGCAUGAUUUGCUAAGUACAAUGUACUUAUUGGCUUACUUUUUUCAGCAGUGAAAGUCCAGAUCAUAAUACUGAUUUGUCCUUCCUUUUCGUUUCUUUCAUUCUGCUCAGCAGCACCUAAACGGUCUCAUAUUGUGAGCUGGAUGUGCCUUAAAAGAUUAACAUUGUGUCACCUCCAGACAAUUGGUUCCAUAAUUUGAGGGCAAAAAUCUGUUGAAACUUUAACCACAGCAGUCUCACGUGAAAGAAAUUUGGGAUAAUGACAACUUUCAAGCAGUGUACCUGAAACUAAGAUGUCAAAUGUUGUUUUGUAAAGACAAACUGAGAAAACGUUGUAAUACAAAAAUGCAUUUUCAAACGAACUCUCCAAAAGUAGUCCAGUAGUUUCGGUGCACACCAAUAUGAGUGAACAUUCCUUUCUACCGCAAAAACCAACACUGUUAUUUGAAUAUGUUAUGCCCAUUAGAUUUUAGCAAAACUGAUAAGCUGCUUAAUGGUUUCUUUUAUUUUCAUGGACCCUGAAACUUUCAGGACCAAAUACACUGACUGAACAGCUCUGUGUGUUUUCUUUUUUUCCCCUUCAGUGCUUUUUAUUAUGUUUUAAUUUCCAAAGCAACAUGAGAUGAAUUGUGAUAUACAAGUAAUAUCAUAUAAUAUCCCCAAAAGGAUGUGCCCUAAACUAAGGCCUUCCCCCAAAAGAUAUCUUCCUCCAAUUUAUGAUUUACUUCACAAAAUUUUGUGUAGUAUUGCUUGCUGGUUCCAUGUUUGUGUCAUCUUUUUUUCAUUCAUAUUGCACUUCCUUAGUGUGCCUGAAUGAAACAACUUUGCAAAUGUUCUACAUUCCUAAUUAUCUGUAUCCCUCAACAACAACAACAAACCAAGCCAAAUUUUUACUUUGUGUAGUUUUUACUGCACGCCAUAUGACAAUUGAGCACAAUCUUAUUUUACUUGGUUGACAAGUCAGUAUGUAUGAUAAGAAGCAUUUGCAUGUAUACAAUUUUCUUUCUUUAUGCUUUUACAAUUUUAGCUUUUCGCCAUUCAACUGGGUGUUUUUUGAAAUCUGCAUACAUUUUAGAAAUAUCAUUGGGACUAAUCAGUGUUAGUAUAUGUGUGUGUGCAUAUGUGUGCUUGUCCUCAUAAGAGAAAACACAAUCUAAUGCACCAAAUCCCCAAAUUGAUUACUGCCAAGUCAUCAAAACAUUCAAUUUUCUGCAAAAAUUAUAAUUAAUUGUGUUGGCUAAAUGUUCUUGGUCAGGUUGGAGGUUUUGCUCACAGUCACUAACAAGCCUUUUACAUUCUUUUCUUCUUUUUUGUAAAAACAAAACAGUAUCUCAGUACAUGAUUUCUGUUGUCGUAUGUGCCUGAAUUUGUACGCUUGAUUACCUCUGUGUGUGCAAAGCACAGCGCGAGUGAGGAAUACACAAUUCUUUUAUAUGUACUAUAGAAUUCCAUGUAAAUAGAGGCACUCAUGGAUUUUUUUAUUAAAAAAAGAAACUGUACAAAAUGGCAGAGAAAAAGGUCUAUUUAGGAUAAGUCUUUAAUUCGUAGGUGCCCCUUGCAAAAAUAUUUUCUAACUACUUCAGGACACAUUAUGUGCAAUGGUUUAUAAUGAUACAGAAAGUGACACUUUGCGCAAAUUGUUUAGAUCUGAUCCAAGAGAGAUAGUGGUUUCUGAAGGAGAAAGCCUGCACCAACUGGUCCAUGGGAAGCACAAUGUUGUUCCUCUUUUUUUCCUCUUCUGUUUGGGCCUCAGACGAUCAAACACCAACAUAGAGCUGUACAGAUUGUGAAAAAUGUACAUACGACUCUAAACCUUGUUCACCCUCACUUUUUUGUAUGCAGAUUAUUUACUUGUGUGAAGAAAGUAUUUCAGAUUUGAUGGAAUAUUUAUUUGAACAAUGGGAUUAAAACACACGGUCGAUGUGCAAAUAAGUGCUGAGAAAUUAUUAUUAUUCUGUCUCUUUGGAAUAAAAGUGUUGAGUAUUAAUAAAAAAUGUGAAAUCUCACACAUGCUUGUCUUAUUUUAACUUAAUUUUGGUUAACAGGAUUAAUGCUACUUAAUUUGGGUCUCCAAUGGAAAUCCAAGUCAUUGUAGCGAGACAAGUUAAUAAUUUAAAAACCAAACUACCGU
Corythoichthys intestinalis (scribbled pipefish) is the source of this 9595-nucleotide messenger RNA. RefSeq names its product glutamate receptor, ionotropic, N-methyl D-aspartate 2B, genome duplicate b (gene grin2bb). Bases 1556 to 6796 code for a protein of 1746 amino acids. The record is from RefSeq and is a predicted model, not a curated record. Gene Ontology annotation, biological process: monoatomic ion transport; excitatory postsynaptic potential; long-term synaptic potentiation. Gene Ontology annotation, molecular function: NMDA glutamate receptor activity. NCBI's taxonomy places the organism in Eukaryota, Metazoa, Chordata, Actinopteri, Syngnathiformes, Syngnathidae. Gene Ontology annotation, cellular component: plasma membrane; NMDA selective glutamate receptor complex. The transcript has 16 exons.